Messenger RNA from Lymnaea stagnalis (great pond snail), 8712 nucleotides. The record is from the annotation of a GenBank genome assembly. Lineage: Eukaryota; Metazoa; Mollusca; Gastropoda; Lymnaeidae.
AGAAAAAACGGAUCAACAAUGCAGAAUGUGAAACUCGUCGUAGUAGGCGAUGGUGGGGUUGGUAAAAGCUGUAUGUUAAUUGCGUACACAACAAAUGCUUUCCCUGGGGAAUAUGUGCCAACGGUUUUUGAUAACUACAGCGCAAAUGUGAUGGUGGACGGAAAACCUGUGAAUCUAGGGCUCUGGGACACAGCUGGACAGGUGAGAUAAGCUUUCAUGUUGUAUAUUUUGACGGUACUGUUUGAAAUUAGGAUUUAUUAGACAAAACUAUCAAGUAAGUGUCUAUUAUAAAUUAAAUAAUACGUAUUUGCUGUGGACUCUACAGAGUUAUCUCUGUAUUGUUUAGAGCUGUUGUUUAUUAACUUUACAAUGGAAGGGGAAAGAACUGUUGUUAAUAAGUAUAGUGAUUAAAAAAUUGAAUACCCUACCUUACAAAUAUAUUUUAAAAACAUAAAAAUAAAAAAAAACAAAUUAAAUUUCUUUUUUAAAUCUUGACUUACACAUUAAUGUUCAUUGUUGAUCCUACGGUUUUGAGACUGUUCCGUGUGAUUUAAAAAAAAACUAUUUAAUUCUACUAAAUAUCGUUAUGAUUGGCUAAUUGACUAUUUUAAAAUUAAUUUUGUGCCAUUAAAUUGUUAAAAUUUGUAGGCCCAUUUAUAAUUUAUAGCAUGUGUUAAAGGAACCUAAAAAUCCUUAACUCUGUUAAUUUUAAAUUAUACAGGAAGACUAUGAUCGACUGCGUCCUUUGUCUUACCCACAAACUGAUAUUUUUCUCAUCUGCUUCUCUGUUGAGAGACUUUCGUCAUUAGAUAAUGUUAAAGAUAAAUGGCUGCCAGAAAUAAAACAUUUCUGUCCAGAAACUCCUAUUGUGUUAGUUGCAUGUAAAACAGGUUUGUAUUCUAUCAAGGUUAUAAAAGAAAUGUUGGUUUUAACAUAAAAAGAAGCUUUAUGUUAGGUUAAAAAUUAGAUUGGUGUUAUUUAUAAUAUGUACUAUAACUAUUUGAACAACAUGUGAUUGGUCCUUUUAUUUUAUUAUUUUUUUGACUAAAUAUCAGGAGGCAUUGUAAACUUUUUUGACAUUUUUACAUUGAAACUCAAAUGUAAAGUUUACACUUAUAAAGUUUCAAUAUAUGGGAACUAUUACACAAUAGUUGACAAUACCCCAUACUUAAUGUUGACCCAUUACAUUUGCAUAUAAAUAAUCUAUUCAGUUUUACUUAACAUGUGCAAAGUAAUCAGAAAUAAUUUAAGUAAGGAAGAAAAAUUAUAAUUUAAUUUCAUUAUAGGAAAAAAAACAACCCUGUAAGCAUGAUCUACAGUCACUAAAAUAAAUGUGCAAAGUAAUGAGAAAUAAUUUAAGUGAGGAAGAAAAAUUAUAAUUUAAUUUCAUUAUAAGAAAAAAAACAACACCCUGUAAGCAUGAUCUACAGUCACUAAAAUACUUGGAUAUGAAGACAAGGUGGGGAAGGAAAGCUUACGUAUAAUGAUGUCUGGAAAGAUUAAGUAUGGUAGGCCUAUAUGACUAUAAUCAUAUUCUUUCUUUAUUAAGACCUCAGAGAUUCAAGUGCCAAAGACAGAUGCAUUUCAUAUGAGGAAGGUCGAGCAAUCUCAAAAGAGCUGGGAUUAAACUAUGCAGAAACAAGUGCCCUGAAUCAAUAUGGCUUAAAAGAAUGUUUUGAUCGAUCAGUAAGUGUUAAAAUUGUAAUCUCCCUUCAAGGUGGUAUCCAAAGUUGUUUCCUUUAGGACAAAAACCCAUAAAUUAUGAGCUUUCUAAAUACAAUGUAAUUAUGUUACAUUGAUAGGCUUAAAUACAAUCAGACGCUGUAAUGAGAAAAUGUCACAUAAUUAUUUGGCUUUGAACUAUACUAAGAGCUUUCAAAUAAUUUCUGUCACACUUUUAUUUAUAUUUUUAAAUAUUCAAAAUUAUAUGAAUAUUAUUUACUAAUUAAUUUUGUUCUAUUUUUCCAGAUUCAGAUUUCGCUUGAAAAUGCUAAAGCACAAAAAUCAAAGUCUAUUUUUUCAAUUGGAAGUAAAAAAAAGAAUGGCCUAACAUUAUUUCCACCCAUAAUGCCCCCUGCAGGUAGUAAUUUUGAAACAGUAUUAAAAUUACCAUUCUUUCCUUAGUGUUGUUAUCAUAAAUAAAAGUAUUAUUUCAAGACACAAAAUUUUGAGAUGUUAAUCUGAAGUAAAUGAUCUAAUAAAAAAACUAAUAAUUACUUACAAUGCAUUAUAUUUCCAAUAACUGAAAAUAUUAACUUAUAAAAAUGAUUCAAAAUAUUUUCAUAAUUUUUUUGUAUCAAUGUGAAGUACUAUUAAUGAAAUAAGCUUACCAAUCUAUUAAGUGAUGAAUAUUUAAAAAGCUAAUUUACAUUCAUAAUUGGUUAGAUGAAAGGAUACUUAUAAAGAGAUUUUUAAAAUACAAUCUUUAAGAGAAAUUUUUCAUUAAACAAAUUUGAUAUUGUUUUUUAAUUCUUAAUUUUAGAUUUUAAAGAAGAAAAGUUCACUUUAACUUGCAAGUUUAGUAAAGCGAGAAAAAAAAAAUUCAGCUUAGCUAAUGUUUAUUUUUACGUAUAUUAAUCAAAUUAUUUGUAAAAAGGGAAAGCUCCAUGGAUGGAAAUUGAAUCAUCAGUGUUCGCUACAGACUGGUACAAAGCACUUCAGGAUCCAAAAUUUCAUGAUGUGACAUUUCUGGUUGAAGGCACAAGAAGGCUUCAUGCACACAAGUUAGUUCUCUGCGCAGCAUCAAAGUUUUUUGGGAAAAUACUGGCAAGCAUCCUGCCAUCAAAUGUAUGUAAUAUAUAUAAAAUGAUACAUUUUAUAGAACAGAGUUUAGAUAUGUUUUAAAAUAAAUUUAUAUUAAAAAUUAUUGUUUAAAAUUGCUAUUAACAUAUCGACAAAAGAGAAGAAAAUAAUCACAAAAGACAAUCAUUUCAUGGAAAUAACUUUUAAUUUAAAAAGUGAAUAAUUUAUAUUUUAAAAAAAAAUGUUUUUGAAAUGAUUUUUUUCUUUUAAAUAAGUUUUAUAAUUAUAAUCUUUAUAACUUGAAGGAAUAAACAAAGCUUUACAAUUAUUUAAUCAUAUAUUAUUUUGUAAAAUGAAUUCUAUUACAUUCAGGAAUCAAAUCUUAGGGUUAGUUUUUCUUUUGUAAAAUUCAUAUUUAAAUUAAUAAAAUAUAAUUAAAUUGACGUAAAAUAAACAAUGCUAUAAUAGUGUGAAAGUGUUCUUUUUUUACAAAUACUUUUUAAAAUUUACAUCAAUAAAUACUAAUUUCUCAACACAUUGCUAGACAUCUGACUGAAAACAUAUCCUUAUUUUCAUUAAAAUAUAAGAUUUUAAAAAUAAAUAAUUGUAAUAAAGUUAUUGACAUUUUUUUAAACAUUUUUAAAAAUAUUAUAGAGCACACAGCUGCAAGAAUUCAAUCAGAUUGACAGCUUCAGUCGCGAUGACUUAAAUGCAGGGAAAAUUGAAGGUAAAAAAAAAUUGUUAAAAUAUAAUAAAUAUAUAAGAGACUGACCGAAUGUAAUUUUUCUGGUUUAUAUUGUGCGUCGAUAGCAAGUCGUCAAACAAUAAUUUAAUAAUAAUGAAUUUUGGUUUGCCGGCCAAGAGACAGGGUGACUAUCCAAAAUCUGGUAGAAAAUUGAAGGUUUCAAUUACUUUCUGUUUUGACCGAAACUGAGAAUACCGGUAUACCUAAAGUUAACUUUUCUGUUUCGACUAAGUUGAAGGUAAUCAAAUGGCAACUUUCGACACCCUAACCGAAAUUCAGUUGGUCUCUAAUAUAUAUAUACAAAAAUUAUUUGAAUCCCAUUCUCUUAUUUUAAUGCAUUAAUAUAAUAAUUAAAUAACAAUCCAGUGGCUAUAUUGCUAUGUUACAACCAGUAGUAACAUUAUAUUCAAAACCUAUAAACUUAAAACAUUUUGUGCUGUUUUAUUUCAGGAAUCUGCUCUGUGUAUGAUGUUGGUUCAACCUAUGGCAAAGACACUAUCAUUGAGAUAAGUGCAGAUAUAAAAGCCAAGACCUUUGUCAGAGUCCUGGAAUUUCUUUACACAGGUAUUAAACAAAAGGGUCUUGUUUUAAAGUUAAUAAAAUAAAAUCAUGAUAUCUUUAAUAAUUAUAUAAAACUAAAUGUAUGGCAUGGUCAAUAACAAUGAACUAUCCACUCUACUAAUUUUGUUGACCCAAAUAGUUGUAGUCAGCUAUGGAAUUGGAGUAGGGGGGGGGGAAGAGAUUACAUGUCCUAGAUCCAAAAUAUGUAUUUUGUCAUUUAAUAAGCUAAUAAUUGAAAAAGAAAAGAAGCCUUGUCUUCUUAUUUAGAAUUUGAAGGUAGGCCUAUACCAGAAGCUAUAAAAACGUUGUGAUCAGAAUGUGGCUGAUAAUUUAACGUGAAACAUUUUAUUUAAGCAUGUUUAUUCUAGUUUUGCAUGCUCCCAAAAAUGUGGAAUAUUUAAUUAACAGUGUUUAUUAAGUGAGUAUUUUGAAAACAUAUUUCAUUUAGGUCCUCUCUACUCAAACAAGAAGUCAGCUGGAAUAUUUCCGGCAAGACCUCACAGUGGCUUCAAAUAUUAACAAUUAUUAUAUUCAAAUAUACAUAACUCAUUUACAUCAGUGCUCUAAAGUUUUUAGACAAGAUAUACUUAAAACGUUAAGGACCCUUGCCUCAUUGAACUUUUAAAGGCCCUGCUCAAAGUUAAAGACAGCAAUGUUAUUAUUAUGUUUCUUAAUGAAGUCUUUUUAUUAAAAAAUAACUUGACAUUUAUAUAUCAGGUUUACCUAACAUACCAGAGGAUGCAAGUGAAGAGGUUUUGCAAGACCUACGCCGUGCAUCUGUCAUUUUUAAACUACCUUACCUGACAACAAUCUGUGACAACAUUAUGAGAGAAGAAGAGUUCCUCAACCCUAGCAUUGGGACAUACCUUAAUGAUGAGACUGGGGCAAAGAUGAAAGAGCUUUUCUUUAACCAGAAUGCAAAUGCUGACAUUAUUUUUAAUGUUGAAGGUAAUGAUUUAUUAUGUUAAAAUGAUUUUUUUUCCUAUACAGAUAAUUAUUCUGUAGAUACACUUUUUAAAUUGAAAAAUGUGUGCUUAGAUUUUAAAUCAAAUUAAUUAUUCAUUUGUCUUAAAGACAGUCCUAUUCUUCCAAAUAAAUAAAUUUAUACAAGUUUUUUUUUAAUAUUGUUAAAUAUAUUAACCAACUGAAAUACAUUCAAGAAACAUAUUUAGAGCAGGCCUGCACAACAUAUGGCCCGCGGGCCACAUGGGCCCACCAGCACCCACUUUGUGGCCCGCAAGGUAACGAAAUAUUUUUGAUUCUUAUUAUUUUCUUAAUAGCAUUUCCCCUGUCCUAUUUUCUUUCGGCCCGCACAAGUCCAUUCCUAUUUUUUCAUAAAGUAUUACGGCCCGCCUUACAUUUUGAGUUGUGCAGGCCUGAUUUAGAGGAUUCAAUAUGAAUGAGCAUUUACUUCUUUUGACUUCUACUUAGAACUUUGAUAGGUAAUAGAAGAAAUAGAAUGAAUAGCAAGUGAGAAAUUAUAAUGGCAUUGUAAAAUAGUAUCUUUAAUUUGUUCUUAUGAAACAUUAAAAUUAUUGAAGCCUUGCAUUUAGUUUGACUGUUUUAGAUUAAGGGAUAUUUACUUUUGUCCCUGACUAAUAUAUGGGUAUAUGAGUUAUAAAGAUAAUAACAAUAGCACUAUUAUAAAUAAUUAAAACAAUAUUUUAAAAUUAAUUUUAUCUUGGGAAAUUUAUGUUUACAUAAAAUGUUAAGCAAAGCAAAACUUUUAUUUGUAAAUUUUUUAAGUAGCAGAAAAAAAAAUGGGGGAUCAUUGAUGUUGUCUUUAAGAGAUUCAAAUAAUUGCAUUAAAUUAAAAUCUAGUUAUGUUUUAACAUUUUUUUUUAGAUCCUCUUUCUUUAUGUUUCUUUCUUUAAACACGUAUUAUCAUUUUAAUUUCAGGUGAUCAAAUAUUUGCUCAUAAAAUUGUACUUUGUACUAGAAAUGAUGUUAUGGCUGCCAUGUUGUCAGGCAAUUUUAUGGAAGGCAACAAUGAAAGUAUUGCGCAGGUAAAACAAAGCAGUAAAACUUGUUGCCUUUAUACUUUACUGGGGAGCACUUAUUAAAAUAUAUUCUCAAAGUACAUAUAAGCCUACUUUAUGUGCUAGGGUACACUUAUUAAACUAAAUAUUUGUUGGAAUUAUACUUUAUGUGAUAGUCAACACUUUUCAAAAUAUAUUCUGAGCAUACAUUUUUUUGUGUGUUUAAUUUGCAAUUUGAUUAAAUUAAUUCUAUGUGUUAACUUUACGUUAAUGUUUCAUCUUCAAGGUCAAUAUUCCUCAUGCUAACAAGGAGAACUUUAUAGCUUUACUAGAGUACUUGUAUACUGACCAUGCCCCGCUAGAAGAAAGCACUGACCUGGUUGGUGUUUUAUCUCUGGCUGAUGAGAACUGCCAGCAGCGAUUAGUCAAUUUGUGUGAACUGUAUAUCAGCAAGGAGGUUGACAGAGCAUGCCAAAGCCGAAUUGAGAGAGCAGAGAUUGAUGUCAUUGGCUUAUUGAAUACAGCUCAUGUAAGUUUCAUGAUAUUAAUAUUAAUCCCCAUUUCAAAGUUGUUUAAAAAUAUUUUUACACAUAAGUAGCAUUCAAGUUCAAGAAAUUUAAUUAUGAUUUCUUUAUAUUUUUUUUUAAUUUCAGAUUUUUAAUGCAAAACAGCUGGUAACAUUCUGUCUCCACUUUAUCUCAACUAACUUCAAUGCAUUUUCAAAGAGAAAAGAGUUUGCUCAACUAAAUCCUGAUGACAGUAAAUAUGUAAAAGAAAACAGAUGGCCUCCUCUUAACUAUUUAAAAGAAGUGGAAGAAUAUGAAAAAGAGCUCUCAAAAAAGGGAGAAAAGUGUGCUGUUAUGUAAUAGCUUAAUUUUGGUUUUAAAACUUCCAUUCCAAAUAAUUUUAGCCAUGGCUGUAUACAGAGUAGUCACUAAAAUUGGUGUCACCAGAUGUGUUAAAUUCAUGGUUUCAACCAAUCCCCUUGUCUUGACUCUCCCACACUCAAUAAUCCCUGGAGAACUUCCUCAGCGUCAAUCUUCUCUGCUGACAUCCUGUUCUGGUGGCAAACUAUUUUUUUUUAAAAACCUUUUUCUGGUGUCUGUCUGUUAUCUUUGCAACCUUUUCCGAUCGCACCUUGCUCUGCCUGGUGACACAUGUUUCUGUUGGCAACCGGCUAAUACUGCUAUGCCGUAAAUCUGAUCUGGUGGCAACCGGCUAAUACUGCUAUGCCGUAAAUCUGAUCUGGUGGCAACCUGCUCUGGUGAAAAUCUGAUCUGAUGGCACCCUGCUCUGGUGACAAUCUGUUUCUGGGACACCCUGCUCUGGUGACAGUCUGUUCUGGUGGCACCCUGCACUUGUGAUAAUCUGUUUCUGGGGUACCCUGCUCUUGUGGCUCCUUGCUUUGUUGGACUCCUUUUCUGUCGGCACCCUGCUCUGUUGGCACCCUAUUCUUGUGGCUCUCUGUUAUGGUUGCUCCCUAUUCUGUUGACACCCUAUUUUUUGAAGCACCCUACUCUGGUGACACCCUGUUAUGGUUUCACCCUAUUCUGUUGACACCCUAUUUUUUGUGGCACCCUAUUCUUGCGGCUCUCUAUUAUGGUUUCACCCUAUUCUGUUGACAUCCUAUUUUUUGUGGCACCCUACUCUGGUGACCCGCUGUUCUUGUAUUUAACCUACUCAUGGUGUCACUCCACAUCCUAGUGACGCCACUUGAUCAAAGUGAAUUAAGUUUUACUUUUUCUGUGAUAUAUUUAUUUCCUGAGGAAAUUUUAGUCGAAUCUGCAAUUGAAUGAUUGUGUCAAUUUUAACAGCCCACCCAUUUCACAUUAGGUAAAUAUUAAUUAUUGUAUAUUAAUGGUAAAAGGAACUGCUAGGAGUAUCACUUAAUUUUAAAAUGAUCAUAAAAAUAAAGUUUAUUUGAAAAUCACGUUUCAUCCCCAAAGGCUCGAAGCGCAAUACAUAGUCUAGUAUAUUAAAAGACAAAUGAAACACUCUAUAAUAUACCACAUUAAAAUACUAAAUGCAAAAUUGCAAAAACUAUAUACGAGAAUACCCAUUCUAACUCUUUCAUACCUAACCACCAUAAACAACACAGGCCAAUACACAUCUACAAGAUAAUAGCCAGAUAGACAACAUCAUCCCAGUAGGUGUUUGCCAAAUAGAUAUGUCUUCAGAUCAGUUUUGAAAGACUCCAGUGACUCGCUGUUUCUAAGAGCGACAGGAAGAGUGUUCCAAAUUGUUGAUGAUUUUUUUUUUUUGCAUUCAAGGCUUUUUUGUUGUUGAUGAUUUGUUUUGAACUGUUUACUCAAUGUAUGAAUCUUAAUUACAGGGUAUGUGUCCCAGUUAAAAAUGUAUGCACAUAAUUAUCAUAUACCAGUACCAAAAGUUUUGGGUGCACUGCCUUUAACCAUUCGAUAUUGGUUGCCAUUGCUCUAACCAUUCCAUGUACCUCAAGUGUUGGGUUCCCUGGCUCUAACCAUUCCAUUUAUUACAAGUGUUUGAUGCUGUUAAUCUAACCAUUCUAUGUAUGACCAGUAUUGGGGGCCCUUGCUCUAUUCAUUCAAGAUUGGUGGUAUUUCUUAGAAUAGUAAUGACUGUGUAUUAAAUUAAAUACCAUAUUACAUGAAGUUCUCACACCAACAGCUUGUGCAUGUGUGUGUUAUUCCUGUAUGUCAGCUAAUC